Molecule: messenger RNA, 5645 nt
Organism: Orbicella faveolata
Lineage: Eukaryota; Metazoa; Cnidaria; Anthozoa; Scleractinia; Merulinidae
Biological process (GO): adenylate cyclase-activating G protein-coupled receptor signaling pathway; cell surface receptor signaling pathway; negative regulation of angiogenesis
Cellular component (GO): plasma membrane
Molecular function (GO): calcium ion binding; G protein-coupled receptor activity; protein binding
Source: RefSeq, a predicted model, not a curated record
GCUUGUAAUCAUGUGCAUUCAUUUGGGAAAAAGGUGUUUGCUCUUUCCGUUCUUGAAAGAUUAGUUCUUGUCAUGAUAGCUGAUGGGGUCGAUAAGUGUAUGUCAAUUGCACUGAUUGUCAGGAUGGUUCAAAUCGGAUGAUAUCGGAUUUAAAAGACUUAGAAUUAAAACAGUCUGAUGUUCGACUGUUGAUUGUUAUAAUACGCACACGUGCACAUACUUCUGUCGAAAUUGUUUCAGUUUUUUAGAACAUCUCGCGGGAGGAGUAACAAUGAGGUGAUUACUGUGGCUCGGCCAGUUCUUCGAUAUAAAAGCCGCUUUCCUCUCAGCCAUCGAACCGCUUCAGUGUUAUAUGCGAGAACGUGCUAUCAUGGACUUGACUGUGGAAUUCAGUUUUGAACUAAAACGAUGAACACAAUUGAAUUUGCCGCUAGCUGUGUGCUGCUGUUAACAUUUCUACAGAUCAAAGGGAAAGCAGGAAAUCCUCGACUGUUCGAUUCCGUUGCUCAUUACUGGCCAUUUGAUCGUCAUCAUGGCAUUAUGGAUAUCAAAACCAACAUUACUGGAGACAAACAUGGCAAAAUCGAGAAUAUUCUCUACAAGGGACCUAGAGAUGGCUUUCUUCACACAAACGGUAAGGCCUGGGUCGACCUAGGAAACUUUACCGGCUCUUGUUUGGCCGAACCUGCAAGAUGCACAGAAGCACUGACGGUUUUCCUAUGGCUGAAAUAUUCCCCAAAUAAACGUCGGAGAUAUCUGUUGGGCACGUCGAGCCAUCUAGCUUUCUCAGAAGGGUUUACAAUAUAUAAAGAUUCCGACAUAAAAGCUAACAACUCUAUUGUGAUAAGAGUGAAUAACGGGCAAAGAGAAUGGACAGGAUCACUGACCCUUAAACCGGACAUUUGGUCGCACGUGAUGUUUACGUGGGAUAACAAAUUAGGACUUGCGUUAUUUCUGAACUGCAAUCAGAUGGCUCUAGUAUCGGACAGCAUGCUUAAAACGACCAGAAGAAGCAAUCGGUCAAAUAUUUUGGAACACUAUUUGAGUCUUUCCGGAGCACAGAUUGCAAAACCAGAGUUGGGCGUUGAGGCAUCGUACGACGAUCUGACAGUGUUCUAUCGCAAGUUGGAAUCUCAUGAGAGAAACUGGAUUUGCCCUAACAAGCUAGAGCCACCACAGCUAAACUCCACCUGUAAAGUUUCCAUGAGAUGGCUGUCAAUCAACUGGACUCCGCCCCCGAUGACGUAUGACAUACUGACCGGGUACAAUGUGUGGUACUGGGGCGAUCCCUUUUCCAAUUGGACAAAAUUGUCAUUAGGAAAUGAAAAAACGACAUUGAACCUCACUGAUCUAGAUCCGGGCUCGUCGUAUAAAUUUCGCGUUCAAAAUGCUUUCCGCUUCGGUGUUGGAAAAUCGAGUCAGAUGAUUGAAUGCAGAACAAAAACUGAAGUUUUAGACCCGCCACUCAACUUGACAGUGGAGAUGAAAUCAUUCAUCAGUGUCCUACUGAAAUGGAUUGCACCCCCAAGAAGUCAUGAAGAUGUCGCGGGAUACAAGAUUGAGUACAGCAUGGCCGAUUCUAACGAAAAGCCCAUAAUAAUCAAGGCAGGCCCGAUGACAUCAUUCCUUCUUGAAGGACUACAGAAUGAUACUACAUACAAAGUCCUUGUGACAAGUUAUGGCGAUAAACGGUUUUUUGACAGCGCUCCUGUGGUGACAACCGUUACGACGGAUGAUAAUGACAAGUCCACAGUCAAGGAAACGUCGCUACAAGUGACAGGACCCGAGACCUUACGAAUCAAAUGGAAAAAGCCUCGUGAAAAAUACAAGGUGUUUUCCUAUCGAGUGUUUGUUAAAUGGAACGAUACUGGGAUAGAGAACAUGCUUGAGGUGUAUGAUGGAAAUGCAACGUCUUGUGUUUAUUCUAUAAAGCGUUUUGCAGAAACAUUUCGUGUCAUGGCGUAUGUGGUGCGACAAAUUCCUCUCAUUCCGAUCGUUGACCCUCCGAUUAAUGUAACCAUGGUAUCCUUCGGCUGGUCUUUCGCUGUUCUAAACUGGACUUCACCGUUUCACAGCAGAGCUAUCGACUUCGCUGAUUUGUAUCGAGUGAUCGCCAGAUCAAGCGAAGGAGAAGUCACUAUCACAACCACUCAGACGCAUGCUCGCAUUGAUGGCCUGAAACAGCUGACCAACUAUUCACUGAAUGCGCAGGCUUGGAACGGACUUGGCUACGGUCCAUUUCUGGUCACUGGCAUUCCCUUCAGAACGCCAGAUCAUGACGAGUGCGCAGAUAAUUCUCAUAUGUGUCACGUGAAUGCAGUUUGUACCAAUACCGAAGGCUCAUACAAGUGUGAGUGCGAACUGGGAUACAUAGGAGAUGGGAGAAACUGCGAAGAAAUUCCGGAUGGACUGAGCGAUGAAGACUUUUGCCCUGAAGCAAAUUUCGCAGGCAUAGAAUGGAGGAAAACCUUGGUCAACCGCAAAGACGAGACGGCUUGCCCUGAAGAAACUGUCGGGGUGGCCUCGAGGCAAUGUACUGGAAGUCCCGCGGACUGGGAACUACCUGAUCUUGGCGAUUGCGUCUCAAAAUGGAUGUCAGACCUCAGCAAUCAGCUAAACAAUCCAAACGUCAGUGUAUCGUUAGUAGCCAAUCAGCUUGUAGGACUGACUGAUGUCAAGUCUGGCAAACCGUUAUAUCCUGGAGAUCUGAAAUUACUGGUCGAUGUUAUUGGCGUGUUAUCGCAAAGGGGGCUUGGAGCUAGUAAAAACGAAAGCUCGGACGCCUCGUCGACAUUUGUAAAGGCUGUUGUUGGCACUGCGAGCAAUAUUUUGGACAAGAAGAACUUGCAGUCGUGGAAAUACAUGCCAAAGGAUUCCCAGACAAAGAAAGCGAGUUCCCUUAUUGAUAGCCUUGAUGUGGUAGCUUUGGACAUGGCAAAUUCAUCGCAGAGUAAUUCAACCGAAAUGGAUAAUGUCGUGAUGAGUGUGAAGUCUCUGGAAAAUGUCAGAAGUGAAAAAGACCUCCUUAUCUCACAGCAAGAUGAACGUCGACAGACGCUGAUGAACGCAGUUUCUUUUCCAGCGUCUGUGUUGAGGGGAGAUUCUUCCACCGCUUCCAAACCUAAUUUUGCCACCCUUGUUUCAUACAAAACUCUUGGAUCUCUGCUGACUCCUAGAGGAGAGAAAAGGAAAGAGAAUGACCACCGGACCAUGGAACACCCAUCAAUAAAUUCAGCCAUCUUGUCCGUUAAUCUUCGUCCACUUACAAAGAAAAUAUUCAAGGAUCCCGUAGUUAUAACAUUGCGCCAUUCUGUGGACAGCGAAGGUAGAAAGAAUAAACCAUCAUGCGUGUUCUUGGAGACAGACAAAAAUAUAAGCUGGUCUGAGGCUGGAUGCGAAGUGAGUUCAACAAACACUACUCACACUGUUUGUCACUGCUAUCAUCUCACAAGCUUUGCUGUUUUAAUGAGCGUUAAACAGGACGUGUCUGCUUUAUCAGAGGAGCAUCAGCGGGCUUUAACUCUCAUCACCUAUGUCGGAGUGAGCAUAUCUGUUGUAGCUUUGUGCCUAGCCUUCCUCACAUUUUACUUCUUUAGGUUCUCCAAAUCUGCCCGUACUUUUAUCCAUAAGAACUUGUCACUGGCACUAAUCUUCGCCCAGCUGCUGUUUAUGUUUGGUGUCAACAAAACAUCGAACAAGUUGGUGUGUAAAGGAAUAGCCAUAGCCCUUCAUUAUUUCUUCCUGGUCGCGUUUGCGUGGAUGGCGCUUGAGGGAGUCAUGCUCUAUCUGAUGCUCGUGAAAGUUUUCCACACUAAAACUGCACCAACAAAAAGCAAGAAGAUUUUCUUUUGCCUCGGAUGGGGUAUACCUGUCCUAAUAGUUGUAGUUUCUGGAGUAUUGUUCCAUGAAGGAUACGGCACGUCUGCUUUUUGUUGGCUUUCUCUUGAGCGUGGCUUCAUCUGGUCGUUUGUUGGACCAGUUUUACUGGUGCUUGCGUUUAAUUUCAUCUGUCUAGGGAUCACAUUCAACGUCAUGGCUAAGUCAGGUCCAACUAGUAACAAGAAAAGAACAGGCAGAAUACGACGCUGGUCAAAAGCCUGUAUGCUGUUAACAUGUAUUCUUGGCCUUACUUGGCUGUUUGGUGUGUUCUAUAUCAAUCAAGAUUCGCUCUUUAUGGCGUACUGUUUCACCAUCUUUAAUACUCUCCAGGGUUUAUUUAUAUUUUUAUUUCACUGCAUUGGAGACGAGAAGGUUCGUCGCGAAUAUUCUCGAGUGUUAUGCUGUCGCGAGGAGGACAAGCGCUUCUUGCUAACGAAACCUUCGAACUCUGAAACCAGCAAAUCAGAAUCGAGAUCGAGAAGCCAUAUCGACAAUUUCAAGAACAAGAACCAAACAAUAAGUAGUUCAGUAGAUUCUAUAGGGACAAUAGAGAGCAAAAGAAACACGUUUGUGGUGCAUGUAUCAGAUGGUCAAGUGCGCGUGCGUGGAGUUGCUACAGAUGAGUACAACAGAAACCUAGUAAGAAAUCGCCUGCAAAGUGGAGAGAGUGUUUCUAGUUUUGAGCAGCCCCCAGGAGAGCAGCAUCGUGAUGGCAGCAGGCAUUCUACAGCAUCUGUAGCCAGUGAGGAAUCCGAAAAUGAGCAGAGCAAUGAAGUCAAUGAACAAGACACGCUAGCUGGAGAGAAUUAGAACUACACUGAUCUGUCUGUAUCUCUGCACACUGCUCAGGGCGUUCGCUUAUCACGCGUGAGCCGCGCGUGGGACCCCGUGGUAGUCGCGCGCUUUAGUGUGGUUUGAUGAGAUGCACAUACACGCACUGGCAAUUAUCAGUCGCUUGGUGCAGACACUCUCAAAUACAAGAUAUAAAUUUUGUUAAAACAGAUAGGACUUUCUCCAUGCAAUAUAAAAGCUGCGAAGCAAACGGACAUGGUUUAACCGAAUCUGAUUUGCUAAGGUGCACACCCGGAGAUAACCUUUCUUUACCUGAAUUCUAAAAUCGCGAGUGACUUGUACAGAAUGCAAAUUUCAGUUACAAUCAAAAUAGAGACCAGCAUUAAAAGUAAAUAUUGAAGACUAAGUUAACGGAUAUGUUAAGUACAGUUAGACCGACUAAUUCGAACUCGAUUAUUUUGAAUUCCCCAUUAUUUCGAAAUCAAAACGCUUUCCUUUGAAUUAACCUGCGAACAAGUGUUCUUUUAGGUUCGAUUUCCGCCGCUCUCUCUUGUCUGGUCUACGUUGCUUCUUUCUCGAACAGCGGCUGGUAAUCGAGCCUAAUGUUCUUUUUCGAACUAUGUUUCGUCAGCCCCGAGAGUUCAAAACAGCGGGAUUCAACUGUUAUUGGUUUGGUAAGUUAGAAAAACAAAAAUGGAGAGUUGUGAAGGAUUGGGGAACUACUAACGUUUUAAGAUGCACCGUUCGUUAGAUUUGAUACGUUAUAUAAUGCUCAGUGAGACAUAUGCAAAAAUGAAAUCCCCAAUCGCUACUGCAGUGCAAUAUCUAAAAUAUCCACCAAGCUGUACGUAUAAGUAUAACAAAAUAAGUUUCUUGGUAAUAUUAAAAACAAAAUAACAUGCGCUGCUGUUUAUACCAAACUGUGGCUAAAGAUUGACUUAAUUUAGUAGCAAAAUAAAUCGUAAACGAACUCA